Vespula vulgaris is the source of this 5474-nucleotide messenger RNA. RefSeq names its product bifunctional glutamate/proline--tRNA ligase (gene GluProRS). The record is from RefSeq and is a predicted model, not a curated record. The transcript is spliced from 13 exons. Lineage: Eukaryota; Metazoa; Arthropoda; Insecta; Hymenoptera; Vespidae. Gene Ontology annotation, biological process: translation; glutamyl-tRNA aminoacylation; prolyl-tRNA aminoacylation. Gene Ontology annotation, molecular function: ATP binding; proline-tRNA ligase activity; glutamate-tRNA ligase activity. The coding region runs from base 138 to 5240 and encodes 1700 amino acids. Gene Ontology annotation, cellular component: aminoacyl-tRNA synthetase multienzyme complex; cytoplasm.
AGCCCUACGGUCAGCGAUCGACUGUCGCUAGCAGUUGCUAUUUGGUGGUUCUAGGCAAUUGUGGAAUACACGUGGUGUGUAAUAAAAAAAAUUCAGUACUGUUUCAGAAUUAUUAGAUUUUCAAUAGUGAUGCAAUAAUGAUGCUGAAACUUAAAGUCAAUGCUAAUAAUCCACCAACAGAUGCAUUAAUAACAGUAGAAGUAGUUAAUUAUGAAAAAAAAGAAAUCGAUAUAGUUUGGUGUAAUGACUGGAAAGACAGUGGAAAUCUUAAAUUAUUAGAUUCCAAUGAUCAAUUGCUAGCAGAAAGUGGCAAUGAAGUUAUCCGUUAUAUUGGUAGAACUAUUGCAAAAGAUUUAUAUGGUAAUUUAGAUAUUUGUGGCAGGACACAAGUAGAUCAUUGGUUGUCGUUUGCUAUAGGACCAUUAUGUCAAUCACCAGUCAAAAAUGAAACUCUUUCGUACUUAAAUAAAAUAUUGAUGACAAAUACAUGGCUGGUAAAUAAAAAAUUAACAGCAGCAGACAUUUCUGUUUUCUGUGUUCUUUUAAAUUUAUUAUAUUUGGAAAAAUAUGAAAAAUUAUAUCCUUGUAUAACCAGAUGGUAUAAACAAAUGCUUUCUUUGCCAGCUGUUAUACAAGCAUUGUCCUCCAUUAAAGAUAAUAAAAUAAUAAUAGAAAAUAUUAUACAAGUUGAAGAAACAAUGAAUAAGAAAGUAGGAGCAAGAAAACAAGAGGGUAAAUUUAUUGAUUUACCAGGGGCAGAAAUGGGAAAAGUAGUUGUACGUUUUCCACCAGAAGCAAGUGGUUAUCUUCACAUUGGUCAUGCUAAAGCAGCACUUUUGAAUCAGUAUUAUGCAGAAACUUUUAAAGGACAAUUAAUUAUGAGAUUUGAUGAUACAAAUCCUGCAAAAGAAAAUUUAGAGUUUGAAGAAGCUAUAUUAGAAGAUAUAAGAUUAUUAAAUAUUAAGCCUGAUCGAUUCACUUAUACAUCGGAUUAUUUUGAUUCAAUGCUUGAUUAUUGUACAAAGUUAAUUAAAGAUGGUAAAGCAUUUGUAGAUGAUACACCUGCUUUGCUUAUGAAAGAACAACGUGAUCAAAAGUUGAAGUCAGCAAACAGAGAUAAUUCCAUUGAGAAGAACUUGAAAUUGUGGAACGAAAUGCAGAAAGGUACUGAGAAAGGUCAAGAAUGCUGUGUACGAGCCAAGAUAGAUCAUGAGUCAGUAAAUGGAUGCUUACGAGAUCCGACAAUUUAUAGGUGCAAACCAGAACCACAUCCCCGUACUGGAACAAAAUACAAAGUAUACCCAACAUAUGAUUUUGCUUGCCCAAUUGUGGAUGCUGUUGAAAAUGUCACACAUACAUUACGUACAACUGAAUAUCACGAUAGAGAUGUUCAGUAUUAUUGGAUAAUUGAAGCAUUAGAAUUACGUAGACCACACAUAUGGGAAUAUUCGCGUUUAAAUAUGACGAAUACUGUUUUAUCUAAACGUAAAUUAACAUGGUUUGUUGAAGAAGGUUUAGUAGAUGGUUGGGAUGAUCCACGUUUUCCUACUGUAAGAGGUAUCUUGAGAAGAGGUAUGACUGUAGAUGGUUUGAAGCAAUUCAUUAUUGCACAAGGCAGUUCUAGAUCAGUUGUUUUUAUGGAAUGGGAUAAGAUAUGGGCUUUUAAUAAGAAAGUAAUUGAUCCAAUUGCCAUUAGAUACACUGCAUUGGAUUAUGAUAAAACUGUCCCAGUUAAUGUUUUGGAUAGCAAAGAAGAAUGGGUGACUGUUCGAAAUCAUCCAAAAGAUCCAUCAUUAGGUACUAAAUGUGUACGAGUAGGUUCAAAAAUAUUGAUAGAAAAAGAUGAUGCAGAAGCACUAGUUGAAGGACAAAAUGCAACAUUCGUUAAUUGGGGUAAUUUAAAAAUUGAAGCAAUACAUAAAAAGAAUGGUGUUAUUGAGAGUAUAGAUGCUAGACUUAAUUUAAGUGAUGAGAACUAUAAAAAUACAUUAAAGAUUACUUGGCUACCUGCACCACAAAAUUUUAAGGAUUUAAUACCAUGUUACACUGUUUAUUUUGACCAUAUUAUAAGUAAGCCAGUUUUGGGAAAAGAUGAUGAUUUCAAAGAUUUUGUGGCCAAAGAUACAAGAGUAGAAAUACGAAUGUUGGGUGAGGCAGAAUUACAUAGAGUGAAAAAAGGAGAAAUAAUUCAAUUGCAAAGAAAAGGAUUUUUCAGAUGUGAUGUACCCUAUGCUGAUAUAAGUCCUUUCUGCUGCAAAGAGCAACCUUUAAUUCUAUUUCAUAUACCAGAUGGUCAUACUGCUUCUAAAUCUACAAAGGCAAAUGUUGAUAGUAAAUCAAGUGUCUCAAAAACUGAACAAAAAGAUGUGAACAUAAUAAAUGAUAAAAUGAUUACUCAAAGUUCUGAAGAAAUACAAAAACAAGGUGAUAAAGUGAGACAAUUAAAAGCUGCAAAAGCAAGUAAGGAUAUAAUUGAUCAAGAAGUAAAACUUCUCUUAAAUUUAAAAUCCGAAUACAAAAUCGCAACAGGGCAAGAAUGGAAACCAGUCAAGUCUGAAAAAACUAAUGCAACUAUAAAUUCAGCAUCUGCGAAUAAAACUAAUGAGCAGCUAUCUGAAGAAAUACAAAAACAAGGUGAUAAAGUGAGACAAUUAAAAGCUGCAAAAGCAAGUAAGGAUAUAAUUGAUCAAGAAGUAAAAAUUCUCUUAAAUUUAAAAUCCGAAUACAAAAUCGCAACAGGGCAAGAAUGGAAACCAGUCAAGUCUGAAAAAACUAAUGCAACUAUAAAUUCAGCAUCUGCGAAUAAAACUAAUGAGCAGCUAUCUGAAGAAAUACAAAAACAAGGUGAUAAAGUGAGACAAUUAAAAGCUACAAAAGCAAGUAAGGAUAUAAUUGAUCAAGAAGUAAAAAUUCUCUUAAAUUUAAAAUCCGAAUACAAAAUCGCAACAGGGCAAGAAUGGAAACCAGUCAAGUCUGAACAAACUAAUGCAACUAUAAAUUCAGCAUCUGUGAACAAAACCAAUGAGAAGCUAUCCGAAGAAAUAAAAAAACAAGGUGAUAAAGUAAGACAAUUAAAAACUGCGAAAGCAAGUAAGGAUAUAAUUGAUCAAGAAGUAAAAAUCCUUUUAAAUUUAAAAUCCGAAUACAAAAUCGCAACAGGGCAAGAAUGGAAACCAGUCAAGUCUGAACAAACUAAUGCAACUAUAAAUUCAGCAUCUGUGAACAAAACCAAUGAGAAGCUAUCCGAAGAAAUAAAAAAACAAGGUGAUAAAGUAAGACAAUUAAAAACUGCGAAAGCAAGUAAGGAUAUAAUUGAUCAAGAAGUAAAAAUUCUUUUAACUUUAAAAUCCGAAUAUAAAACUGCAACAGGCCAAGAGUGGAAACCAGAUAAAUCUCAAACAGAGAAUAUCAAAUCAGAGAAUAACGAAAUUACAACUAACGAUAAAAUAUCAGUAAAAAUAUUAGAACAAGGCACUAAAGUAAGGCAAUUAAAAAGUUCAAAAGCAGAACAAUCUAUUAUCGAUAAAGAAGUUAAAAUUCUUUUGAGCUUAAAAAAUGAUUAUAAAACAGUAACUGGUCAUGAUUGGAAGCCAAAAUGUGAUGUGUCACCUAAAAAGAAAAAUAAAGAUGGAUCUGAGAAAAGUGGAAAGAAAUCUGAUAAAGAUAUGACAAAUAAUGAAACAAAGAGUAAAGAUACAGAUACUAAUAAAACUGGGACGAGAUUAGGAUUAGAAGUACAGAAAGAAGAAAACUUUGCUGAUUGGUAUUCUCAAAUUAUUACGAAGAGUGGAAUGAUCGAAUAUUAUGAUGUAUCAGGUUGUUAUAUUCUUCGUCCAUGGAGUUAUGCGAUUUGGAAGACGAUAAAGGAACACUUUGAUAAACAAAUAUCAAAAUUAGGAGUACAAGAAUGUUAUUUUCCAAUUUUUGUUACACGAGCAGCACUUGAAAAGGAAAAAGCGCAUAUUGCAGAUUUUGCUCCAGAAGUUGCAUGGGUUACCAAAUGUGGAGAUUCUGAUAUUGCAGAACAUAUUGCUAUUCGACCUACUUCAGAAACAGUCAUGUAUCCAGCAUUUUCUAAAUGGUUAAGAUCAGACACAGAACUUCCACUUAGACUCAAUCAAUGGAGUAAUGUUGUGAGAUGGGAGUUUAAAGAUCCUAAACCAUUUUUACGUACCAGGGAAUUUUUAUGGCAAGAAGGACAUACAGUUUUUGCUAAUAAAGAGGAUGCUGAAAAAGAAGUUUUAAUAAUUUUAGAUAUGUAUGCCAACAUAUAUGAAGAGUUACUAGCUGUACCAGUAGUUAAAGGCCGUAAAACUGAAAAAGAAAAAUUUGCUGGUGGUGACUAUACAACUACUGUAGAAGCAUUUAUUUCAACUAGUGGAAGAGCAAUACAAGGUGCUACUAGUCAUCAUCUUGGACAGAAUUUUUCAAAAAUGUUUAAUAUUCAGGUUGAAGGGGCAGUUGAGGGAAAAGAAAAGAUUUAUGUUUAUCAGAACUCCUGGGGUAUGACCACUCGUACUAUUGGAGUUAUGAUAAUGGUACAUGGAGAUGACAAAGGUUUAGUAUUACCGCCAAAUGUAGCUUCGAUUCAAGCUAUAAUUAUACCAUGCGGUAUUACUGCAACUACUACUGUACAGCAGAGAGAUCAAUUGAUGUCAGAAUGUCUUAAACUAGAGAAUGAUUUAAGCAAAGAUGAGUCCCUUAGAAUUAAAUCUGAUUAUGCAAAUAAUCGUACACCAGGAUGGAAAUUUAAUCAUUGGGAAUUGAAAGGUGUACCUGUAAGGAUUGAAUUAGGUCCCAAAGAUCUGGAAAAAAAUCAAGUGACAUUUGUACGUAGAGACAAUAAUCAGAAAAUGACAGCAAGUAGAACGGAAGUGGUAGAUUUUUUACGCAAUUUACUUACUGAGAUACAAUCUAAUAUGUUUAACAAAGCAAAGAAGAACUUAGAAGAUCAUAUUAAGAAAGUAGAAAAAUGGGAACAGUUUUCUCUGGAAUUAAAUAAAAAAAAUUUAUUACUAUCGCCAUUCUGUGGAGAACCAUCAUGCGAGGAUAAUAUUAAAGCAGAUAGCGCGAGAGGUGAUGUCGGUGAAGAAGCAGGAGCAUUGGCAAUGGGUGCGAAAAGUCUGUGUAUACCUUUCGAACAGCCACAAACUUCUAUACCAUUAGAUAAUUUGAAGUGUAUUCAUCCAAGUUGUAAAAACAAACCUAAAUUUUACACUCUUUUUGGUCGUAGCUAUUAAAUUAAGAUAGCUAUAUUUAUCGAUUUGUAUGCUGAGAUAUCUUUAUAGUCUGUUCCUUAAACAUUGAUCUUAUAAACAUUUUCCAUAAAACUACAUUUUAUUACAUGGAGUAUUCAUGUUUUUGCUUUGUUUAGACUCGACAAAAACCUGUUCUGAUGUUAUUAUGACAUUAUAGCGUAUAAAUAAUUUUUGUAUAUGAAUAUGGCCCUAAUAUUAAAAGGUUGUAUUUUCUGA